This is a messenger RNA of Rubroshorea leprosula, 1033 nucleotides long. NCBI's taxonomy places the organism in Eukaryota, Viridiplantae, Streptophyta, Magnoliopsida, Malvales, Dipterocarpaceae. The record is from the annotation of a GenBank genome assembly.
CUAAUAGAAAGUUUUGGCGAAAGAAGUCACAAAGGACACUCAGGCUUGUUAAGUAAUUCAAAAAAUACCUUCUCUACAUCAUCCAUUCUCAAAGCCACUAAAUUUCCCUUCAUACCAAGAAAGCAGAAUGUCAGAUUAUUGUGAUUAGUCUUUUGAAUUCCCGACGGUAGAAUACUGCAAAGAAACUAUGCCAUUUGGUCCAUUUGCCAUCACCGUUUAUGAAGAUAAAAGUCAAUGAAAUAACUGCCAUCCUGAUUGAAGAGUAAAACAAUUACACAAUAUGAAGAGUCAGAUGAAGAUGCAAGAAGAAACCUCUUCACAUUUAACUAGCACCAAGUUUGGAAGCAGAAUGGCCAUACUCUCCACUUUCGUUGUUUUUUUCAUUACCGUAGAGCCAGAGAAAACCGAGAAAAUUGGAUACGGGCUGAGAAACGAGAACGAGGAAGAGCGAUUGUUAUCCGAGAGCGGAGAAUUUGUGGCGGAGAAGAGAGCAGUGAAGCUCCUGGAUUUCUCCGGCAACCACAUGCCUUACAAGAAACGGCAGAGAUUCUCGCGGAAGAUGGCGGAGGAGGAGUCCGAUUUGUUCGAUUCUUUGCCGGAUGAUCUAUUCAUUUCUAUUCUCUCCAAGCUCAGCUCCUCCGCUGGUUCUCCUUCGGAUUUCGUCAACAUUUUGAUGACAUGCAAGAGAUUAAAUAGUUUGGCGCUGCAUCCUCUUGUGUUAUCCAAAGGCUCCUCAAAAAUGUUCGCCAUUAAAGCAAAAACCUGGUCAGAGCCUGCUCGUAGGUUUUUGAAACUUUGCGCCGAUGCCGGAAAUGCUGAAGCUGGUAGCGCUCUCGUACUCCAGGGCAAUAAAUAGUAAAUGCUCUAUUAUUUGAUCGAUUUGGUCUCAGAAAAAGGCAUGUUUUGUGAUGCUAGUUUGGCUAACAGUUGUCUAUCCCAGGAUUAAUUAUAUGGUAUUCCUUAUGAGUUGUGACUAACAAAACCUCAGCGUAUAUGCAUUCAUUUAAAAUGGAAUUAAAAUUCCAUCAGAAUG